Molecule: messenger RNA, 1471 nt
Organism: Corythoichthys intestinalis (scribbled pipefish)
Lineage: Eukaryota; Metazoa; Chordata; Actinopteri; Syngnathiformes; Syngnathidae
Product: heparan sulfate glucosamine 3-O-sulfotransferase 6-like
Exons: 2
Coding region: 29-1087 (352 amino acids)
Molecular function (GO): [heparan sulfate]-glucosamine 3-sulfotransferase activity
Source: RefSeq, a predicted model, not a curated record
CCAUGCCGCGCAUGCAGGAGGUCCACUCAUGGGAUGCGGUGCGGUGGGCAGAGUCUGCAAGGUCAGCUCGGCCAAAGCGCUGUCCUUCCUCAGCACGCUCCUGAUCUUCACCUACGCCUUCUACUGCCUGGCUCCGAGGACUUUUGACGAUGAGCGCCGAAUCCUCCCGGUGUCUCCGGUGUCGGCGUCCGAGUCCGAGUCCGAGCGGCUUCCCGGAGCGGAGAACGGAAGCGCCUCGGCGGCGGCGGCGGCGGCCGUGCAACCUCGCAGCCUUCUGGAGGACAGCCGUCCGCCGGCGUCCGACGCUUCCGGUAGCAAACGCUUCCCGCAGGCCAUCAUCAUCGGCGUGAAGAAGGGAGGGACCCGCGCCUUGCUCGAGUUCCUCCGGAUCCACCCGGACGUCAGAGCCGUGGGAGCAGAACCGCACUUCUUCGACAGGUUCUACGACAAAGGACUCGAGUGGUACAGGAACUUGAUGCCUCGGACCCUGGACGGUCAGACCACCGUGGAGAAGACCCCGAGUUACUUUGUCACGAAGGAGGCUCCGAGUCGGGUCCGCUCUCUGAACCGGCGAACCGAACUGAUCGUGGUGGUCCGCGAUCCCGUCACCCGGGCCGUGUCUGACUACGCGCAGACUCUUUCCAAGGACCCCGGCCUCCCCUCGUUCCAGAGUCUAGCGCUGAGGAACGCCUCGACGGGCCCGGUCGACACGUCGUGGAGCGCCGUCCGCAUCGGCCUUUACGCCCGGCACCUGGAGAACUGGCUCCGCUACUUCCCCUUGUCGCAAUUUCUCUUUGUCUGCGGGGAGCGAUUAGUGUCCGAUCCCGCCGGGGAGAUGGGACGUGUUCAGGACUUCCUGGGCCUGAAGAGGGCGGUUUCCGAAAAGCACUUUUACUUCAAUCGGACCAAAGGAUUCCCCUGCUUGAAGAAACCCGAGGGGAGCGGCAGACCCCGCUGUUUGGGCAAGUCCAAGGGAAGACCGCACCCUCGCAUUCCUCAAGAGGUUCUGCAAAAACUGCGAGACUUCUACAAACCUUACAACCGACGCUUCUAUCAGAUGAGCGGGCGAGACUUCGGAUGGGACUGAAAGCCCGACGAGGUGGCGUCGCUCGCUCGAGACCCUUCUCGGUUCGAGAGUCUGUUUUCAAGGAAGAACGCCGUCUCCGUCUCGGCUCCCGAAAGUCUUGAUCCGGUCUCGUCGAUUUCUGGUUCUGGGCAAGUGUCGCGGAUGGGGCGGGUCUCGGUGGAGAGCUCAACGCUAGUCUCAUGAAAGGGACCAGGGGUGACGCUUGCUCCAUCGGUCAGAUAAAAAACAUUGACCGCGGUAGUCGUCACGACCGCUUUGACCUGCGACUUCUUUUUGGUCGUGUAAAGGACUGGCGUCGGCGGUUUACUUUAUUCACAAGCGUUGGCUUCAUUUGUAUAGAAGGGAUGAGCCAAAGGGAAAACAUUCUUUUCCACUUGUUUUUGU